UCAUCAUGAAACAACCACUUUUGAACCAGGAGGCUUCUUCCUCAGUUGAGGAAACAAGCACUAAAUCACUUUUCACAGAUGCUGGGUGGUUUAGUAUUAUCACUUUUUCUUGGAUGGGACCUUUACUUGAUCUUGGCAGAAGGAAAACACUAGAUCUUGAUGAUGUGCCCUUAUUGGAUGACAAUGACAGUGUCCAUGGGGUCCUGCCUAAGUUUAAGGCAAAGAUUGUCUCAAAUUCUGCGACGGGGCAGUUCACUGACGUCACAACAGUUAAGCUGGCCAAAGUUCUUGUGCUUACAACAUGGAAACUAAUCCUCAUCACUGCAGUCUAUGCCCUACUGAGUACUGUUGCUGCAUAUGUUGGUCCCUACCUGAUUGAGUACUUUGUGGACUACCUAAAUAAGAGCUCAAGAUCCACUAAAGAGGGCUACGUUUUAGUGUUGAUAUUUGUUAUUGCACAGUUCAUCGAAGGCUUCUCAACAAGGCAUUUGCAGUUUAGAUCAACACAAGUAGGUGUGCGUGCAUGUUCAUCACUUGUUGCUACUAUUUACCAAAAAUGCCUUGCCUUGUCCAAUCAGUCCAGGCAAAGCAACUCAACUGGAGAGAUGAUCAAUGUUGUGAGCCUUGAUGCUGAGUGUGUAGGAAAUUUCAGUCGCUCCAUGCAUGAUGUUUGGCUUCUUCCUGUGCAAAUUGUUCUAGGCAUGCUCAUCUUAUACUCGGCACUUGGUUUGGCAGCAUUUGCUGCCCUUGCUGCCACUGUUUUGACAAUGGUGGCUAAUAUACCUUUAGGGACUAUCGAGCAAAAUUACCAAGAGAAAACGAUGACCGCCAAGGAUGCGAGAAUGAGGGCCAUGUCUGAGAUCUUACGCAACAUGCGCACUCUCAAGCUUCAAGGAUGGGAAAUGUUUUUCUUGUCAAAGAUCAAAGAGUUGAGGAAGGUAGAGAUGAAUUGGCUAAAGAAGAACGUAUACACCUCGGCUAUGCUUCUAUCUGUCUUCUUUUGUGCUCCUGCUUUUGUUGCUAUGAUCACUUUUGGAACUUGUGUGCUUUUGGGCAUUCCAUUAGAAACAGGUAAAGUUCUAUCUGCUCUGGCAACAUUUAGACAACUGCAAACACCUAUUCAUGGCCUCCCCGAUGCGGUUUCUAUGAUCAUCCAGACAAAAGUAUCACUUGACAGGAUAAGCUCAUAUUUGUGUCUUGAGGAAGUACCUAAUGAUGCUGUAACUAAGCUUCCUAGAGGCACCACCAAUGUAUCAAUUGAGGUUAGGAAUGGUCAGUUCUCUUGGAAUCCAUCUUCUCAAGUGCCUACUCUUCAAGACUUGAACUUCCGUAUACAAGAAGGGAUGAGGGUUGCUAUCUGUGGAACAGUUGGAUCUGGUAAAUCCAGUUUAUUGUCUUGCAUACUUGGUGAGAUACCAAAAUUAUUAGGAGAGGUUAAAACUUGUGGUAGGAUUGCCUACGUUAGCCAAUCACCUUGGAUACAGAGUGGGAAUAUUCAAGAUAAUAUACUUUUUGGCACAGAAAUGAACAGCGGAAGGUAUGAAAAGGUCCUUGAAGCAUGCUCCCUUAUCAAGGACCUCGCUAUAUUACCAUUGGGUGACCAAACUAUUAUAGGAGAGAGAGGCAUUAACCUUAGUGGUGGACAAAAACAAAGGAUACAAAUAGCCCGUGCCUUGUACCAUGAUGCUGAUAUCUAUCUAUUUGAUGAUCCGUUUAGUGCGGUUGAUGCUCAUACUGGAUUACACUUGUUCAAGGAAUGCUUGCUUGGAUUUUUAGCUUCAAAAACAGUCGUGUAUGUUACCCACCAUGUAGAAUUCUUACCUUCAGCCGAUGUUAUCAUGGUCUUGAAAGACGGGAAAAUUACACAAGCAGGGGAUUACACUGAAAUUAUCAAUUCCGGAGAAGAAUUCACUGAGUUAAUUGUGUCCCAUAAGGAUGCGUUAUCUACUAUGGACAUGCUAGAGAUCCCAAGCAGUAAUUUUGGAAGUACCUUCGAUCAUAAUGUCAGUGGAAGCACCCCACCCAUAGCAGAUGAGCAAAAAGAUGAUAACACUGCAGAAGUGAUUGUUGAUAAUGGUCAACUUGUACAAGAAGAAGAGAGGGAGAAAGGCCGGGUUGGGUUUAUUGUCUACUGGAAAUACAUUACAAUGGCAUACAAAGGAGCACUUGUGCCACUUAUUUUGGUAACUCAGAUUAUUUUUCAGUCUCUUCAAAUUGGAAGUAAUUUAUGGAUUGCUUGGGCAGCUCCAAUAUCUAAAGAUGUGAAUCCUCCAGUCAGUACCUCGACAAUGAUAAAUGUAUAUGUUGCAUUAGCUCUUGUUACCUCGGUGUUCGUCUUCAUACGAUCCGGUCUUCUUGUCAUGGCUGGAUGUAAGACUGCAACAAUGCUAUUUGACAAGAUGCACCAAUGCAUAUUCCGAGCACCUAUGUCUUUCUUUGACUCCACUCCUAGUGGCCGUAUUUUGAAUAGAGCUUCCACCGAUCAGAGAGCAGUGGAUACUCGUAUUUUUGAAUUGAUGGGUUAUCUUUUAUUUCCUGCUAUCGAACUUCUUGGAACAAUUGUUCUAAUGUCACGGGUGGCAUGGCCAGUUUUUGUAAUUUUCGUCCCCAUUAUUGUUUCAUCUCUGUGGUACCAGCGCUACUACAUAGAUGCUGCUAGGGAGUUGCAAAGGUUAACUGGAGUUUGCAGAGCUCCUGUUAUGCAGCAUUUUGCUGAAUCAAUGACUGGCUCAAAUAUAAUUAGGUGCUUUGAUAAAGAAAGACAAUUCAUAAGUUCUACUGGCCAUUUGGUGGAUAAUUUGUCUCGACCAAGUUUAUAUAAUGCUGCUGCAAUGGAAUGGUUGUGCUUUCGCUUGGACUUUCUUUCGUCCUUUAUUUUUGCAUUUGCCUUGAUACUUCUAGUCACCUUGCCAACUACUCUAAUUGACUCAAAGACAGCUGGUCUUGCAGUCACUUAUGGACUAAGUCUGAGUAUGCUGCAAGGAUGGGCUAUUGCAGUCCUCUGUAGUUUGGAAAAUAGAAUGAUAUCUGUGGAAAGAAUAUUGCAAUACAUGACUAUUCCUUCUGAACCACCCCUUAUCAUAUCAGAAAGUAUGCCGGGCUGCCAGUGGCCAACAAAGGGUGAAAUUGAGCUUCGCAACCUUCAUGUACAAUAUGCGCCGCACCUUCCUUUAGUUUUGAAAGGGGUGACAUGCACCUUAUCUGGAGGUAUGAAGACUGGUAUUGUUGGAAGAACAGGUGGUGGAAAGUCAACCUUGAUUCAAGCACUAUUCCGCAUUGUCAAUCCAUGUAUCGGGCAAAUAUUGAUAGAUGGUAUUGACAUCUCUACCAUUGGACUGCAUGACCUGCGGACGAGAUUGAGCAUCAUUCCACAAGAUCCUGUUAUGUUUGAGGGGACUCUGCGAAGCAAUAUCGACCCUCUGAGUGAAUAUAGUGAUGAGCAAAUCUGGGAGGCAUUGGAUUCCUGUCAUCUUGGAGAUGAAGUUAGAAAGAACGAGCGUAAACUCGACUCUACAGUCACAGAGAAUGGCGAAAACUGGAGCGCGGGUCAGCGGCAGCUUGUUUGUUUGGGAAGGGUGAUUCUGAAGAGGAGAAAGAUUUUAGUUUUGGAUGAAGCAACUUCUUCCGUCGAUCCAAAAACCGACAGCCUGAUUCAGGAAACCUUGAAGCAGCAAUUCGCUGGAUGCACUGUGAUUACAAUAGCACAUCGUAUUACAUCAGUCCUUGACAGUGGGAAGGUCAUUCUUCUGGACAACGGUGAAAUUGCAGAGCAUGACUCACCAGCGAAACUGCUAGAAGACAGUUCAUCCCUAUUUUCCAAACUUGUGUCAGAAUACUCAAUGGGGUCAGAUUAUAAGUAGAGGAUGCAAGAAGAGCUACAACAAUAUCGCCGGCAGUAUCAAGUUUCAGAGAAUGAAUCUCCACGCUUCUGGCCUAAAAUUUAGUGGUAAUUCAGAACUCAUAUUCCUCCUUCAGAGUAACAUGUAGUGGAACAAAUUCGUGUGUACAAAUAUAGUGACUGCAUUUAGAUUAUGAUUUAGAACUCUUGAGUGUACGGCAUCCAUACAGUACGUACUAAUAUAUAGUGACCGUUCACUUUAA
This is a messenger RNA of Lolium rigidum, 4101 nucleotides long. RefSeq names its product ABC transporter C family member 3-like. Bases 6 to 3860 code for a protein of 1284 amino acids. The record is from RefSeq and is a predicted model, not a curated record. NCBI's taxonomy places the organism in Eukaryota, Viridiplantae, Streptophyta, Magnoliopsida, Poales, Poaceae. The transcript is spliced from 10 exons. Gene Ontology annotation, cellular component: vacuolar membrane; plant-type vacuole. Gene Ontology annotation, biological process: transmembrane transport. Gene Ontology annotation, molecular function: ATP hydrolysis activity; ATP binding; ABC-type transporter activity.